Messenger RNA from Cercocebus atys (sooty mangabey), 2159 nucleotides. RefSeq names its product phosducin-like (gene PDCL). The record is from RefSeq and is a predicted model, not a curated record. Bases 391 to 1296 code for a protein of 301 amino acids. The transcript is spliced from 4 exons. NCBI's taxonomy places the organism in Eukaryota, Metazoa, Chordata, Mammalia, Primates, Cercopithecidae. Gene Ontology annotation, biological process: regulation of G protein-coupled receptor signaling pathway.
UUACAGGCGUGAGUCCCCGCGCCCGGCCUGUGAAUACAUUUUUCUUAUUGUUUGACGCUGGGCCAUACAAUUCACUUUUUCGUUGUCCAGAUUAAAACCAAAACAAAGCAAUUAGGAGCGCGUUGUUGUCGAGGUGUUUUGUUCCAAGGUAGGACCCGUAGCUUCUCCGCCGUCCCGCAGCUUGGAGUAACGGCUUCUGAUUGGACAAUGCGCGUCCGCCUCGACGCAGGAAGGCCGCCUCAUUGGUCCGCGCAGUCGGGCUCCGGCGGCUUGUCUCUUUAGCGCUCAGGGCGCUGACCCACUGCUCUUCCUCUUAAGUGAGUGCUUCAUUUCUUCCGACGCCCGGAGCUGCUGGCCCAAAGGGAUCCGGAGCGAGCUAGGCCGGGCACCAUGACCACCCUUGAUGAUAAGUUGCUGGGGGAGAAACUGCAGUACUACUACAGCAGCAGUGAGGAUGAGGACAGUGACCACGAGGACAAGGAUCCAGGCAGAGGUGCCCCCGCCAGCAGUUCUGUUCCUGCAGAGGCUGAGCUGGCAGGCGAAGGCAUCUCAGUUAACACAGGCCCAAAAGGUGUGAUCAAUGACUGGCGCCGCUUCAAGCAGUUGGAGACAGAGCAGAAGGAGGAGCAGUGUCGGGAGAUGGAAAGGCUGAUCAAGAAGCUGUCAAUGACUUGCAGGUCCCAUCUGGAUGAAGAGGAGGAGCAACAGAAACAGAAAGACCUCCAGGAGAAGAUCAGUGGGAAGAUGACUCUGAAGGAGUUUGCCAUGAUGAAUGAGGACCAAGACGAUGAGGAGUUUCUGCAGCAGUACCGGAAGCAGCGAAUGGAAGAGAUGCGGCAGCAGCUUCACAAGGGGCCCCAAUUCAAGCAGGUUUUUGAGAUUUCCAGUGGAGAAGGGUUUUUAGACAUGAUUGAUAAAGAACAGAAAAGCAUUGUCAUCAUGGUUCAUAUUUAUGAGGAUGGCAUUCCAGGGACUGAAGCCAUGAAUGGUUGCAUGAUCUGCCUUGCCGCAGAGUACCCAGCUGUCAAGUUCUGCAGGGUGAAGAGCUCAGUUAUUGGUGCCAGCAGUCGGUUCACCAGGAAUGCCCUUCCUGCCCUGCUGAUCUAUAAGGGGGGUGAAUUGAUCGGCAAUUUUGUUCGUGUUACUGACCAGCUGGGGGAUGAUUUCUUUGCUGUGGACCUUGAAGCUUUUCUCCAGGAAUUUGGAUUACUCCCAGAAAAGGAAGUCUUGGUGCUCACAUCUGUGCGUAACUCUGCCACCUGUCACAGUGAGGAUAGUGACCUAGAAAUAGAUUGAACUGAUAAUCUAGUUGCAUAGAUUUCUCAUUGUUUGGGUUGGAAUACAUAUGUCAUUGUUUAUUUUUGUUCCUUCUUUGUCUUCUGGCUUUUCAGCUGUUCUUUGGAGUCCCUUUUAUUAUGUGUAACAUCAAGAAAUUCUUAGAUUAAAUCAGAAUGCUGAAUAACCUUGUAGCCAGCAAUAAGGUGACUUACAAUUGUAUAAACAGGAAGCCAGGCUUUUGAACUGUUUACUUAAGAUUCUCUGGCAAGACAUCUCUGUUAUUGUUUCCAGUCAAUAUUUACAAAGCAUCCUAAAAGCAGUGUCUUGGAAAUUGUCUUCAGAUGAUCUCAGAGGUUUCUGCCAAGUCCGAGAGUAUAAUUCUGUAGGUAGUGUGUGUUAUUUGUAGUGUAAAUAAUACAUUUUCUUAAUCAAAUGAUUGUAAAUUAUAUUUACCUGUAAUCAGUUCCAUAGCUCUAGACGGUGGUUAGAUUUUUUUUUUUCCCCCCACUGGGGUCUUGUUUAAAGGUGUGAGUCACCGCACCCGGUCUUGAGGGGUGGCCUCUGCUGCUGGAUUUGAUGUCUUCCUCCAGCAUUACUAAGUCUGGAACAGCAGGAAGGGUCGAUGCUUACUGACUUGGUGAUGUUGGAAGACGAGUAGUUUAUGGAUUUAAACAUUAGAGCUGGAGUGAGUCUGGAAAUCUUUGUAAAGGAGGAUCUUCCGGUAAGAUGCCCCGCUUGUCUUUGUCUCUUUUUUGUUUAACAAGGUAACUUUUUGUUUAACCUAGAUUUUUUUUUUAAACUUUUUUUUUUUUUUUUUUUUUGCAUAUUGGAAAAAUAAUUCAUAUUCAGUAGAGGAAAAUUGACCAAAACAGAAGCAAAAA